GUUCUGCAUGUUAAGUGUAUCUGGAUUUAUGGAGCCGCUGCCCAGGCUGUAUCUGCCCACCACUAUUGAUAACAUUCGACACUUCUCUACCCCUGUAUCAAUGGCAAACACAGGAACCCCCGAGAAGAGGCUACAGUCAAAAAGAGGAGGAGAUUCCUCGCCUUCUUCACCCGCUUCACAUGCUUCUAGAAUGUCAGGUUCUAGUCCCGUGAGCUUGACGAUGGUGACACCACCCUCCUUCAGUAGCAGUUCCUUCAGCGAGAUGGGAUGCUCUGAUAUUGGUCGGUGUCAGGAUGGCAGAGAGAUUAGAUUCAACUUUCUGUCCAACAAAGGAUUUCAGAUAAACCGCCCGAACGGUUUCGUUUUAGUGGGAGCAAGGUCGCCUCAGUUGGGAGCUACUACGCUCUUAGCAGUGGUGGACAGAUCCUAUCUUCCAGAUGAGGAAGGACGAGCGUCUCAGGGAUUUGUCGGGGAUUGCGUUGGAUGUGGAAGAAGAUUCCGGUUUUUCACAGAAUUCUCACACCACAUAAACCUGAAACUAGCGACCCAGCCCAAGAAACAGAAACAUUUGAAGUACUACAUCGAGACUACGAGUAAUGGAGAGCUCAUACGCGGAAAACCUUUAGGCUGGAAAGGUAGUUCUUAUAGAACUGUGAAACGAGACAUGCUGCCGGAGACUCGGAGACGAUCACGAGCAAGCAGUUUCCUGGACAUCCUCCCCGGCUCCCCCAGCGUCUUCGGACCACAUCUCAGCGUACCUUGUCUUCAGAUCUCCCUUCCGACGCAGCUCCCUCAAAGCACAGUUUACUCCUCCUUUGGACUUCCACCGCCGUCAAAGAAAAUCUGCUGGGAAGGAUUGGACCCAGGGGAAAUAUCUACACCGUCAAUCCUACCGGAUCCAAUCAAACACAACACACCUACUGACAUAGCACUCCCUAUCAUCAUGGUCUGUCAGAAGGAUAUCCCCGUCCUCUCGAACACUAGCAAGAUGUUACCCGUCUGCUUGUUGUUGCAAGGCACUUUCGUCUACGAUGGAGGUCUAGAACGAACGAGUGUGUACAACAUGCAAUCCCCCCAUCUCCCGACCCUCCUAGCUAUCCACUACUUCGCUUCUCUCCUCCCGGACACCCCAAUAAGAAGAGAGGAUGCUGAUGCCUUCAUAGACUCCGCCACACGGGAGCUGAACUCUAACGUUACAGCUGAUCUGGCGCUGAGAGGUGACACCUACUCUCAGUCUCAAAUAGCUAGCUUGGCUAGGCUUGUCAGCUCCUGUUCCAACGGCAAGUUAGAUGUUACCUUCUGUAGCAACCUGACUGACGGGAUUGACAUGGCUUAUAACAACAUCAAGAGUAAGAAACAGACGGAUGAGAGCAGAAUACCCGUCUUCACCUUCGUUAUUCAGAACGAGAAGUUCUGGCAGCCGGAGUUUGUAGUGAUAGUGAGUGGUCCAGGACACCUGUGUUCUCUGGUCUGGUCUGUUGGUGACGAACUGGCCGAGGAUGAUGACCUAUCAGAUGAGGAAGAAGAGAUAGAGGAGGAGAUAGAUGUGGUCCAGGAAAGCAGGAAGGACAUUAAAGCCACGUGCUCUUCCCCGCUGAGCGUGUCCUUUGGAAACGCUGACGAGCUCCUACUCAUGUUAAAACAGUUCCGAUCAGGCUUAGGGGGGAAGUUCCAGUCACCGUUCAAGAGCGCCCACCAAGUCAUGAAGAAAGAAGCGAUCGUAAACCUGAAGCCUGAGCUGUCCGUUAUUGUGGACACUAUUGUGUUAUGUUCCUUGAGGAACGUGACAGCAGAACAAAUCCAAGUUGGAGAACAGCUCUUUUCUACUUUCCGAGCGAUCGGAAACAAAUCAUCCAAUCUUGACCUCUCUCAAUUUACUAAGAUAAAUGUAGGGUUUAUAACAGCUCCCUUCUACUCGAGUUACGUUCAGACAGUGGAACGAGUUCUGCAUUCGGAACUCCUUCAAGCACUCUCAAUAGAGGAUGCACCAGACUUCGCCACAGUCGAGCAGUAUGUGUUCAAAGGUGAUAGUGACCAGAGUGAUAAGUUUGAGAAGUUUCUAGAAAAGGCUGAACAAACCAAGAACACACUUUGUAUACUGGUCCACGAUGAUGCUCACAUUCAAACCAACGAUGGUACAGGACAGGAAUGGGUGAAUAACAAGAGAGUUUUACUAGCUACUAACAUCAUAGUGGUCCAAGUAACAGCUACACCCUACUGUCUCCAGUCCAUUGCUAGCAUGGUCUCCAUGGACCUGCCUCUAAAGAACGAGGUCUACUGGUCCAGUAUUCCCGAACAGUACUGUGGUCUUGAGUUCUAUAAGAACGGCCGAGACGAUGUCGCACAGUCUCCUUUGAUUAGAGCAGACGCUACAUUUGAUAGGAUGGUGGUCAAGAAAAUGAUCAGUGAUCAGCAGUCAAAACCAGUAAGUUGCCGGGUAAACAUCCUGACCCGGCACUAUUCAGCAGCCAUGGUUUGCGUGUGCAGUGUAAACUUCGCAGAGAGCUUCACAACUACCGAAACCAUGCAGGUAGUGCACGAGCUGAUAGAGACCCCACUCAAGAACCCUUCUGGGCACGGAGUAAUGGUGGUUCUCAGAAUAGCCAGUGAAAAGCUCGGCCGUCUGGCCCACGAGAGGAUAUCACUGGUGCGAGACAGCCUGGGUCUGACCUACAGGUUUGCAGUUAUCCUAGACACUGGCAGGAAUUUCUACGACAUUGACGACUACUUCCUCUGGAGGCUAAGGCAUUGCCAGGAGGGACGGAGUGAUGAGUGGAGGCCUUGCAGACCUGAACACCUUGCCAAUCUUCCUUGUCUGGUCAUCAGAACUGGGGCUAUCAGAUCUGGAGAUACCUUCCCUUGCUCGAUGCGGUACUAUGACAUGAGGGCCUUCUACACCGUCACUCAGAGCAGAACUAUUCUGGAACAGGAGAUUGGUAACCUGUACGGCUACAGUGCACCCAUGGAGGCCCUUUUCAUCAGACCUAGAUGUCUUGUUCCGUCCCAGGUCUUACCGUUUUUCGAAGACAGCGACUUACCAGGUCGGAGUUUGAUAAUGAUUCCACACCUGAACUGCAAGUGGUUACAAAGACAGAGACCCCUCCUGAAACCAUCCUCUUCCUCUCCUGAACAGUCUCGUUACUACAGAGAGUUCCUGGUCUCCCUGUCCGACAUGGAGGCACUGGACACAACCGGAGCCACCAGGACUCACCCCCGCCGUAUGCUGCUCAGUGGACCCAAGCAGAUCGGCAAAACCGGAGCUGUGUUCCAGUUCCUUGGACUAGUCCAGCAGUUUCUCAAGCAGCAACAGGAAGUCCAGGUGUUAUCAGUCCGGGACCCACGUGACUCGGAGGAAGAGCCUGCAUCAGAGUUCCGAACUUGGCCUACCUACACCACCAUCAAGUCUCAGUCCAUGACGACGGAGCAGAAGGAUUUCAGCGGAGUGACGCGGGGAGACGUGGUUAACGUGCAGUUCACCCAACUAACAGCGCACAGCUCCUACCACUUCUGCGACACCUGCAACACUUAUCGCAUGGGCUCCGGACAGCGGAACGCUUUUAUCUACAAGCUGCACGGGGAAGAGAUAAUGUUCUUCAUCCCUGACGAUCACCUGAACAAGUUCUUCAUAUCAGUGGACUCUCAGGGUUAUCUGCAGUCGCUGGUGAUAUCGGAUGUGGCAGACGAUGGUACAAUCAACUCCCCUAUAUUUACACCUAGUCGAGGCAGACAUGAUAUAGCGCUGUUAAACCUACAUCAUACGCUGGAAGGAGUAUCACAUACACACAUAGUUGUUGUAACGAAAACAGACAUGGACCUUUACAUCACCAAGUGGACCAAUCAUAUCAUCAUGGUUCUCCCAGAGUCUGCAGAGAGCCAAGGAUUCGGUGUAUACAGGUACUGGAUCAAAAAGUUCGCGGAACAGAAUUACCGGUAUGAACAGAGCCGAAAGUCUGAGCGACCCAUGUGGCCGUUCGUGGCGGUGAUGGAGGACAACUGUGCUACGUGGACCAUGACCAAAUGUGCGACUGAUAAUCAGAAAAUAAGAUCAGUAAAAGGCGUCUCGUUGUACAAAGUGCUGUGCCACAUAGAGAAGACGCCCGAGGUUGCAAAAUACGCCGCCCUCUACGCCUCCCACUGGGGCAUGAACAUGAAACACCCGCACUGCUUCGAUAGGGGGUAUACCAACUCGUUACAGCUCAUCAACGUUGACCUGACGAAAGGGAUGGACUUUAACAGGGACAGAUACAUGAACGAUGGGUUCGAGUUUUACAAGCUCGCCAACUUCAGCGGCCUUACUACCUGCCGAUUUAAUAUCUUUCAAGUUCAGUUACGUUACCUAAAAUCAGGAGGUGAGAACUUCAUCCUCCCUGAAAAGGUGUUACCACUAUCAGUAUACAACCCGGCAGACGACACAAUAGGGGUCACAAAGCUGAUAACCAUGCCAGAUAAAGCGGAGACGUUCGUGCUUCCCGUCCCAUCACACUAUCUAUUAGAGUGUUUCCUGUUCCAGGGAGCUGCAGAGAUCCUGUUCAAGACGACGGAUCCAGGUCUGCCCAUUCUACAGAUAGAUUGUUAUUUUAGUCUGGGGAGCAAAGUCUCCACCGUAUCAACUCUAUCACAGAACAUCCCGAAGUUAGAGUCAGAGACUAAGUUUGGCGGAUUACUACUAUAUUUCUCAGCACAGAGGCUAAACCCUCAGCAGCUAAAGGGGCUUAACUUUGUGAAGGGCGCUAAAUUAUGUGUAAUCGCAAGAGAUCGAGAAGAAUUAAGGGAGGAAAUCCUACGGCUCGAUCUCGAGGAGAACUGGAGAUUCCGGUUCAGAGACGAGUUUAAAACCAGUUCGAAAGACAAACCUAUUUACUUUUUAACAGGAACACACGUGUAAUAGUUAUCAUUAUAAUACCCUAGAUUUUAUCAUAUUAUUGUGUUUGUAAUGUACGAAUCCAAGAUGACUGAGCUUUGAAACAAUCAUUUCUAAAAACAGAUUUUGUUAUUUUCCGAUCGAAUUCACCCCGUUUCACUUGAUCAAACGACACUCUAACUCAUAAUGUCAUUCCAUCAAAGCUCAGAAGUCAGGGAUCUUUUGCUCCAGAUAUAUUAUCUAAUAAGUGUUACGUGUUCUAAGCAUAAGAUAUGUAUCUAAUUUUAAAUUUACCCCGGUCUUUACCAAAAGUGCCGAAUAUUUGUGUGUUACCGUGACGUAAUAAUGACGUCACCUCUUCAAUGUGGUAUUAUCCCGGCGUAUUCCGGGAAAUUUAGCCAACUUAUUUUUAUUUUUGUAAUUAUUAAAUUUAUUUCUGUUUUAUUUUCAACUUCUAAUAGAUAUUGAUUUAUAACAGCGUUUAAACCAGUUUCAAA
Molecule: messenger RNA, 5358 nt
Organism: Bolinopsis microptera
Lineage: Eukaryota; Metazoa; Ctenophora; Tentaculata; Lobata; Bolinopsidae
Product: GREB1-like protein
Exons: 35
Coding region: 8-4885 (1625 amino acids)
Biological process (GO): multicellular organism development
Source: RefSeq, a predicted model, not a curated record